GGGGCUCAGGCGCUCGGACCAUGGCUGGAGCUCCGGCUCCCGCCCUGGCCCCCGCCGCGGCCGGUGACCCACAGCGCCUGCAGUACAGUGUACAACUGCACUUCGUGACCGAAGAGCAGCUCCUCGGGGCGGUGCCGCUCUCGUCCCCCAACUCCAAAUCUCUGCGGCUGGAGGUGCGCCCGGCAGGGGUGGAGGCGGACGCCACGGUGACUGACGCUGAUGGCGUUUGUAUCUUUAAAUGCUUACUCAACAGAGACACUGAAUGUUGCCGUGUGGGAAGAGAGUCCAUCUUGAUUACUCUGGGGUCCAACAGUGCUUUGCUGAAGUUUGAAUCUCAUACUGAAUUCAGUGCCUUUUCAAAUACCUUGAAAAGAUGUCAGAAGCAGAAAAAGGAAUACUCAGCAUUCAGCCAGCGGACAGAAGAGGCCUCGGCUGCACAAUACUUCCAGUUUUAUGGCUGCAUUUCCCAGCAGCAGAACAUGAUGCAAGAUUUUGUGAGGACAGCCACUUACCACCGAGCCAUCCUCCAGAACCACACUGACUUUAAAGACAAGGUGGUUCUAGAUGUUGGUUGUGGAUCAGGAAUACUGUCAUUUUUUGCAGUACAGGCUGGAGCCAGGAGAGUUUAUGCAGUUGAAGCCAGUUCAGUAGCACAAUAUGCUCAGAUUCUAGUGAAAAAUAACCACCUUUCAGACAAGAUCAUUGUUUUGCCAGGGAAAAUUGAAGAAAUCUCACUUCCUGAGGCUGUAGAUGUGAUCAUUUCUGAACCAAUGGGGUACAUGCUGUUCAAUGAAAGGAUGCUGGAGAGUUACCUGCAUUCCAAAAAAUGGUUGAAAUCAAAUGGAAUGAUGUUCCCGACGUUCAGCGACAUCCAUUUGGCCCCUUUUUCUGAUGAGCAGCUCUACAUGGAACACUACACCAGAGCCAACUUUUGGUACCAGCGGUGCUUCUAUGGGGUGGAUCUGUCCAGUCUCCAGGGUGCUGCAGUGGAUGAGUAUUUCAGACAGCCAAUAGUGGACACGUUUGACAUUAGGAUUUUGAUGGCUCGGACAGUCAAGUACACAGUAAACUUUAUGGUUGCAGAGGAGGAAGAUCUACACAGGGUAGAAAUCCCCUUUGUAUUUCAGAUGGCCCGGUCCGGCCUCAUUCAUGGCCUGGCGUUCUGGUUUGACGUGGCCUUUGUGGGAUCUCUGGUAACUGUUUGGCUGUCAACAGCCCCAACCGAACCUCUGACCCAUUGGUACCAGGUGCGGUGCCUUCUUCAGACUCCUCUCUUUGCCAAGGAAGGGGAGACUCUCUCGGGGAAAGUGCUGUUUGUAGCCAAUAAAAGACAAAGCUAUGACAUUCAGAUUGUGGCGCUGGUGAACCAGACAGGCUUCAGGUCUGGGAACAUCCUUGAUCUAAAGAAUCCGUUCUUUAGGUUUGCUUAGAAGACAGUGACAAGCCAGGCACUAAGUAGAAUGAAUGCCUGUGAAGUCCCUCGACAUCCAAGUUCAUACUUCAUAUUCUAACUAUGCAGUCUAUCUGCAUGGCUCUUUCAGUUUAUUCAGAUUCUUUUUUUAAAUCUAAAAUUUGCAUCUUAAUUUUAUUGACACAUCUACUUCUUGGCACUUCUUGGACUGACUUUUUGCAGCUUUCUACAUGCGGCUGAAGAACAAUUUUUUAAAUUUUUGUGUUUUUAAAUUUUUAUUAUUAUUUUAGUAGAGCCAGCAGCAUUGCUCUAAUUUUUGAAGUAUUUUAAAAUGAAAUUUAACAGUAGCCUACCUCACGUUUAUAGGUAUGCAUAUGUAUGACAUGACAUAGGAGCAUGUUAGGAGUGAGCCUCUAUUUUCAAUUUUAAUAUGAAUUGUUUUUGCAAAUAUUUUCAACAGAUCAACAGCUAAUUCCUAGCUCAGCAAUGUGUUAAAAGAAUUUUUGCCUUAUUCAUGUAAUGGAAAAAUAUGUCAGGAAUACUCUUCAUUGGAAAUAUUUGAUGACUCUCUAUGUAGUUAAGAAAAUAGAUAUGGAACCUUAAUCAGUGUGAGAUGCCAAUGAGGCCUCUCCUUAAAUUUAAGACAUUUGUUGUAUGUCACACGUCAAACGGUGAUGAAAGACGAUCCUCCCAAGGUUCAUGUUUACCCCUGGCCCAAACAACCCUCGUAAAAGUGGAUGUCACGUCAGCACGGCAGUCUAAUGAAGCCCAGAGGCAACCUGCUCACUCAGUGGGGGAAACUGGAACAAACAGGGACUGCAUCUUCUCAUCAGUCAGCCAGCCACCAAGCUUUCAGCUUUCCGCUCUGUUGCUUUUGCUUACCCGGACCCCUCCUUCUGAAAUAGUCUUCUCUCUUUUAGCCAUAAAAACGGUAUUGUUCACUCCUCUCGCUCCACAGUAGGUCCUGCUCCAAUAUACAGCCUCCAAGAUGGUUGCUGAGCACCCUCCAUGUUCACUAAAAGUGCCCCUUCUCACCUUUGACUUCUCCUCCUGCCAUCCCCCCUUACCUAACUCUUUCUUCCAGCAAUUUUACCACAUUGUACCCUCAACACACACAUCUUUUUCUUCUGGUAGACUUUUAGUUCCUUGUAGGAUGGAUUUGUGUCCAAUUCAUUUUGUAAUCUCUCACAGUGCCUCACAGGAUGCCUUCUGCAUUGAAGAUGCUCAAUAAAUGUACAUAUUGAUUCAAUAAAAUUUAUCCUGCUAUUAAGAUAACUGGAAGAGAGGAAUCAGGCCUGAUGAUGUUCUGAUUGCCUUUUGGGCAUGGUAGGCAGAAACUACAUGAGCCCUGGAUUGCAGAAACACAGUGUGGCUACUGCCACCACCUUCGCCCACACCUGGGGCAGACAUGCAUCAUGAGUGCCAGCUCUCCUUCCCAGUGAACCCUGAGAUGGCCUCACAGUCCUUCUCCGCCAUACAUUGGGAAGCCACUAUCAGUUGGUGGAAGUGAACACAAGAGAUGAAACCCAUGACUUUCAAGAAUUCAAAAAGAAGAAAAAAAAAUUUUUCCCUGUAUUGAACAAUCCUGAAGACCUGUCAUAUUUAUGAAUCUGGAAUUUUGCUAAAGCACAAAUUUGGUGUAGAUAUAUGCUACAAGGUGGGUGUGGAGGAUGAGUGAGUUUUUGCAAGUGAACCCAGGCCAUCGCUCCGGGGAUACCCUUCUGGACAAUUCCAGGACUGAUGACCUGGUGGCUCAGUGAUUUCAGCAAGUAAUGAGGUUCUUCCCUUGCUUUGCUCUGCUAUCCACAGGGCAGCCCUCCUCAUAUGCACACAGUGACCAUGGAGUUUAGAGUCCUAUUCAGACACAGCAAUGUUCACAGUCAUAGAAAUUGGCCAUCAUUUCUGGUGUGUCAUCUUAAAGCAAUGAAAAUGAUAAUGAUAAUUAUGUGCCAAGCACUAUUCUAAGUGCUUUAAACAUAAAACUACUUUUGAUACUUAUAGUGGCUUAUUAGAUAUUUACCUAAUAGUUCAUUUGGUACAAUAGGAUAGGUGUUAACCCCAUUUAACAAAUGAAGAUAUGGAGACAGAAUGGUGAAGUAACUUUCCCAAUGGCCCACAGUUAGUAAGUGGUGGAGCCAGGGUUGUAAACCCAGCAGUCUGGCUCCGGAGUCUCUGCCCUUAAUUACUCAAUAAGAUGCCAUUACAUACCUGACAGCUAGAUUUUGAGGCUGUUGACCCUAA
Choloepus didactylus (southern two-toed sloth) is the source of this 3652-nucleotide messenger RNA. RefSeq names its product histone-arginine methyltransferase CARM1-like. The record is from RefSeq and is a predicted model, not a curated record. Gene Ontology annotation, molecular function: protein-arginine N-methyltransferase activity. The coding region runs from base 21 to 1430 and encodes 469 amino acids. NCBI's taxonomy places the organism in Eukaryota, Metazoa, Chordata, Mammalia, Pilosa, Megalonychidae. The transcript is spliced from 13 exons. Gene Ontology annotation, biological process: peptidyl-arginine methylation.